CACAAACGAGGUAAUCUGAUUUGAUCUGCGAAUGAUGUUAGGAGGUGCAACAGUGAGGUGCUUUUCGCUGAUUAAACUUUCUCUUUUCCGCUUUCGAUUCAAACUCUGCUCUCCUCUUUCGACAACCAUUCGUAUAUAGAGUUCCUAUGGUGGGUGGGUCUCAGAACCUCCGCUCGUGAGUGAUGAUUAUCAAUAUAUUACUUACUGCCUUUGUAAUUUGUUAUGCACAAUAACUUUGGAUUUUACUGUAAGUUGAGUGGUUAUUGUUGUUGUUGAGGUUCAAACUUGUUUUAUCAUGAAGAAAUGACCAGUGUGAGAGUUGAGGAAGCAUUGAAAAUAUUGUUUCAUAUGUUAAGGAGUGCAAGAGGACACAAAACUGUCUCUAAGGUUUAUUCAACAGAGGUGUCCCCUGGCAUAGAGAGAGUGACAGAUGAAGUCCUGAAAGAAUUUCUUGCCACUGUUGAAAAUGCACCAGCACCCAGUGUAAAAGUCUAUUACACAUAUAUCAAUAAGAUGUGCAAGGCUGGAAAUCUUUCAGCUGCCAGUAAAAUGCUACAAACUUUAAGUGAUAAAAACAUUUUUGUUACUCCUGAUGUGUAUAAUCUCAUAUUAGUGGAGACAAGUCAGAAGAAUGACAUUGACCUUUCUUGUCAAAUUUUCAAGAAAUUAUUGUUGUCAUGUAAAUCUCCAAGUGCAACUUCAUGCCUUAAGUUUGCCCAGGCUUUCACAAAAGUAAAUGAUUGUGUGGAGCUUCUCAGGUUUCUUGAAGAAAUAUCAGAAAUAACCACAUCAUCCUUCAUCAACAAUAUCAUUUUUGCCUUUGCCAAAUGUGGACAGAAAGACAAGUCCUUAGUGCUAUUUGAACAUCUUAAAAGGCAGAGUUAUGGUCUGGACUUGGUCACAUAUAAUAUCGUUCUAGAUAUCUUGGGUCAGACAGGCCGUGUGUAUGAAAUGCUUGAUGUGUUUGCAUCCAUAGAGGAAACUGGUUUUAUUCCGGAUACUGUUUCUUACAAUACGCUAAUAAAUGGCUUGCGGAAGGCUGGAAGAUUUGAUAUGUGCUUUGCGUAUUUUAAGGAAAUGACUGAGAAUGGGAUUGAACCAGAUCUGCUUACAUAUACUGCAAUAAUUGAGAAUUUUGGCCGAGCAGGAAAUGUUGAGGAAUCAUUGAAAUGCUUUAGGGAGAUGAAACUGAAGGGGGUUCUUCCUUCAACAUAUAUCUAUCGAUCACUAAUCCAUAAUUUAAACAAAACAGGGAAGGUUGAGUUGGCAACAGAACUUCUAGAGGAGUUGAAUUCACCAUCAACUUGUCUGGCUGGUCCAGCGGAUUUCAAGCAGAAAAGAAGGCAAAGAAGCACUUUAUAAGUCAGAGUUUUUAGUUUCACUUGUCUGAGGUAUUCAAGUUCCCAAGUUUACAUUGGUAUAUCCUUCUCUGCAAUGUCUUAGUUGGAACAUGAUGCUGAUCAUCGUGUGUGUAUGUAUGACUGUUGAUGAUAGAGACGUGCGAGGGAUGGUUAUAGUAAUGAUCAAUUGAAUUUCAUCAUUACUUCCAAGUUCCAAGCUAUAUAGGAAUGAUUAGCUAAUUUGUCGAGGCAUUCUUUGAAUUUUUUCAUCAAAUAGAGACUGCUCAGUGUAUAAUUGUUGUUCAGUGUCUAGUGGGGAAAAUGCAUAGCAUGGUAAUUACUCAUCUUA
Messenger RNA from Cajanus cajan (pigeon pea), 1689 nucleotides. Its product is annotated as Tetratricopeptide repeat (TPR)-like superfamily protein. Gene Ontology annotation, molecular function: protein binding; mRNA binding. The record is from RefSeq and is a predicted model, not a curated record. Lineage: Eukaryota; Viridiplantae; Streptophyta; Magnoliopsida; Fabales; Fabaceae.